Molecule: messenger RNA, 2946 nt
Organism: Argentina anserina (silverweed cinquefoil)
Lineage: Eukaryota; Viridiplantae; Streptophyta; Magnoliopsida; Rosales; Rosaceae
Exons: 1
Coding region: 1-2946 (981 amino acids)
Biological process (GO): DNA integration
Molecular function (GO): nucleic acid binding; zinc ion binding
Source: RefSeq, a predicted model, not a curated record
AUGGAACGUCAAGGAUUGAAUCAGCCACCUUUGCUCGCUAGCAUGGAUUUUGCUCAAUGGAAACUCCAAAUGAGAUCGUUUAUAUAUGGCAUUGACUUCCAUGCAUGGAGAAGUGUCGAACGUGGAUGGAAUCCUCCAAUGAAAGAGGUUGAUUCAAAAGCUCCUGAAGGAUCGGCUAUGCAAGAAUUAAAAGAUGAAGAUGAGUGGACUGACAAGGAAAUCAAAGCUAGUGAAGGAAAUCACAAAGCUUUAAAUGCUCUUUACGCAUCAAUGAGCAGAGAUGAAAAAAAAAGAGUUCAGAAUUGCGUUACCGCCAAACAGGUUUGGGAUAAACUUUGUGUUUUAAAUGAAGGUAAUGAUAUUGUAAAAGAACAAAGAUUACAACAAUAUUAUUCUGAAAUUGAUGCCUUGAAAAUGAGAGAUGAUGAAACUAUUGAUGAUUUUUAUAGUCGUUUUACUGAUCUCUCUAGUUUAUGUGAAAGCCUUGGAAGACCAUUACAAGAAUCCGAUAUUGUAAGGAAAAUAUUACGAUCUCUUCCAAAGUCAUACAGGAUGAAGAAGACAACAAUCCAGGAGCAAUAUAAUCUAAACGAAUAUUCUGUGGACUUGUUGAUUGGAAAUCUAAAGGCUUGGGAGAUGGAGCUGGAUGAGGAUGAAAGACCAAAAGGUAAGAAUUCAAAAAAUAUUGCCUUAAAGGUUACUGAACCCUCAAAAUCAAAGUCUGAGGAUUCUGAACACAAUGAAAUAUUACUGUUGACUAAAGAGUUUAAGAAAUUUUUGAAUCAGAAAAAUAAUAGGAACAAACAAAAUAAUCUUAAUUCUAGGAGAAGUUUUAAUAAUAAAAUUUUUGAAAAACGUAGUGAAAAUUUCUCUCAAAGAAAGUAUGAGUAUGGAAGUAGUAGUAACAACAAUAAGAAAUGUUAUACUUGUGGUGGCAUUGGCCACAUUGCUACUGAUUGUGGGAAUAAAAAGAGUGAUUCAGGUAACAAGGCUUACAAGACAUCUUGGAGUGACGAUGAUGAUAGCUCCACAAAAAGGGACAAAACAUUUGCUCUUGUAUCUUCUUUCUCGUUAGAUUAUGCAGGUUCUGAAAAUGAGGAUCAAGAAGAAGAUGAAGACAACAGCUAUGAAGAUAAUGAGAUGUUUGAAUAUCAAGCAAGAGUUAUAAAAGCUGCAGAGAAAAUUUCUGAAAAAAAUCUUCUAUUAAAACAACAAGUAGAGAUGCUGGAAAACGAAAAAGUGAAAUGGGAAGAGGAGAAACUGCACAUGCGGACGAAAAAUGACUAUGGUGGUCAAGUGAUUGAACGAAAGCAUAUGUUAGCCAAAAUUCAAAUGCUACAAAGUGAGGUAACAGAAAAGAAUAAUUUAAUUGACUUAUUAAACUCUAAACUUGGCAAGUUGCAGGUUUUGCUUGAUGGAACGAAUACCAAGGUUGAAAAGUUUCAACAUAGUUCGAAAUCACUAUCUGAUAUUCUGAGUACAGGAAAAAGCUACAACGAUCGAACUGGACUUGGAUAUACUGGUAAGAGUAGCUCAACUAAAAAUCCGAAUUUUUACACUAACUUUGUCCGUGAACAAUCAGGUUCAAAGGAAUGUGAGAAAUACAUUAAAGAACAUGUAGAAUCGGAAAAACUUCAGACCUCAUUCAAAUCAAAUAUUGUAAACUCGAAUGAUAGGUAUGAGGAAGAUAUACAAGAUAUUCGAAGUAAGUUGAAAGAACAUAGUCAGCUUUUACUUGAUAUCUCUCGUUUUGUUGGCUUGUCUAAAUCGUAUAAAGAAUCUAAACAGGACGCAGAUAUGGUUAGGAGACCUUCAGGUAAGAAGGUUUGGAGAAAAAAAUAUAAUCAUGAUUCCAUAGAAGCGUUUUGUAAUUUGUGCUAUAUUGAUAUAGAUUAUGAAUCGAAUGAUAUUAAGGCUACAUGUAAUGUUGCUAUUACUGCAUUAUCUGCUAGACAAGAAGACACUUGGUAUAUUGAUAGUGGGUGUUCUAGACACAUGUGUGGUAACAAACAUUGGUUUUCUGACUUAGAAGAAUCAGGUGUGACAGGUGCUGUUACUUUUGGAGACGGGAAGAAAGCAAAAAUUAGAGGAAAAUGCUCAAUCAGAUCUCAGGAUCUUAACUGCUUAAAUAAUGUUCUUUAUGUUGAAGGUUUAUCAAAUAACCUUAUUAGUGUUAGUCAAUUAGCUGAUGAGUAUGAAAAUGUCUGGUUUAACAAACGCCGUUGUGUGGUCUUUGACAAAGAUGGUACAGUUGUGAUGGGAAGGGUUAGAUCAGGAGAUAAUUGUUAUCAUGUUGCAUCUAAUUUAAAAUCUGACAACUCGGAAUCGUGUUUCAGGACUAGCUCAGUUGAGGAAACCAUGGAGCUUUGGCAUAAGCGUCUUGGUCAUCUAAACUGUCAAGAUUUGCUUAGACUAUCUAGUCAAAAAUUAGUAAGAGGCUUACCUACAUUAAGUGGUCGUACUGAUGUUAUUUGUGGAGGAUGUAAAACAGGUAAACAAACUCGUGCAAAUCAUAAAGUUGUGAAUGCUUCCUCAUCAUCUCAACCUUUGGAGUUGUUACAUAUGGAUUUAAUGGGACCUUCUGCUACUGUAAGUAUGGCUGGUAAGGAAUAUAUUUUUGUUGUUGUUGAUGACUAUUCUCGAUUUACCUGGGUUGAUUUUCUAAAGGAUAAAAGUGAGACAUUUGAUUCUUUCGAAAAAUUGAGUAAACAACUUACAGUGGAAAAACAACAAGCUAAUCUUCAAAUCGCUAGAAUUAGAUCUGACAAUGGAACUGAAUUUAAAAAUUCCAGAUUUUUUAAAUAUUGUCGAGAUUACGGUGUGCUUCAUGAGUUUUCAGCUCCCAUAACUCCUCAACAGAAUGGAAUAGCUGAACGUAAAAACAGAUCCCUAUUAGACAUGGCAAGGGUAAUGUUGCAUUCAACAGGUUUAAGUGAGAAUUUUUAG